CCUUAUGCUGUGGGAAGAAAAUGGCCCACCUGCCAAAUCGAGACAUGUUCCUGUUACAUGUACUUCCCUCCCUCCCUCUCUGGGCAUGCGUGUGCGUGUGUGUGUGUGUGGGGUUAUGGGUUACUGUUCCCACUCUUCUCUCUCAUUCGCUCAUCUGCUCGCUGUCGAUUCAUUGCACUCAUCAGAUCUGACUCCUCCUCUUGCACUGAUCUCUUUCCUUCCCACUUUCUCUUUCUCUUCCUCUCCUUCUCUCACACCCCAUUCUUUACUUACCCUACGCGCCCCUUCCCUCUCCACUCCCGCCCUUCUCCAUCUCCAUCUUCACCUUCUCUUCCCUAUAGUUCAACCCUGCCCUACCCACAAGACCAUCUGAUCCUCGUAUCCUCCCCGUCUACUACUUCUUCCGCACACCUAUUAGUCAAUUGCACCCCCAAAGCCCAUUUUUUAACUCCGCACUGCUUUGCUUAUGCUUGAUUGCGACGAAAGCGUUGCCCUCGUACACGUACAGGACGAACCAGCUGGAAGCGACUGGACAUCCAAUUUUGUUGCAGGGACAAUAGGAGGCGUCGCAGGAUUGUGUGUCGGUCAUCCAUGGGAUACCGUCAAGGUUCGACUGCAGUCCAAAGAGCUGGCCAGCAGAUAUUCAGGGACAUGGAACUGCUUCACGACGAUAUUGAAGCAGGAGAAGGUGAAGGGUCUUUACAAGGGCAUGGCUUCCCCAAUGGUCGGAGUUGCAUUGGUGAAUGCGCUGCUGUUCGGCGUGUAUGGAUUCUUUAUGGAUAUCCAGAUGGCAAAUCCAGCUGACGAUCCAACGCUAUUACAGAUCUUCAUCGCCGGCACAGGAUCAGGCGUUGUCAACAGCUUUAUCAGUUGCCCCAUGGAGUUGUCUAAGAUUCGUUUGCAGAACCAGGACCAGGGAGCCAAUACAAAAGGAAAAAUCAGCAGCACUUUCUACAAAGGACCCAUGGAUUGCUUCCGACAGACAUUUCGUCAGGGUGGUCUCCGUGCGUGCUACCGUGGAUUGUGGGCUACGAUCCUGCGCGAGACCUCAUAUGGACCUUACUUUUUGAGCUACGAGAUCUUUUGCAGGGCACUCACACCCGAGGGUCAGAGGACCCAGGAUCUAUCCAGUGGCAGACUCGUGGUCGCAGGAGGGUUCGCAGGCAUUGCAGGCUGGCUUAGUACAUAUCCCACAGAUAUGAUCAAGACUAGAAUGCAAGCACAACAUGAAUCUACACCCAAGGCACAGCAGUUCAAGGGAGUCUGGGAUUGCACGAAACAUCUGUACAGAGAGGAGGGCUUCCGUGUAUUCUUCAGAGGCGUCAAUGCGACGGUCAUUCGUGCGUUUCCCUGCAACGCGGCGACGUUCUUGGUGUACUCCUUGGCUAUGCGGGCCCUAAUGCCAACUCCAAGCGAGGCACUUGCAUAAAUUACUGGAACUUUCAAUAAAAUAAAAUAAAAUCAAAUGUG
Gamsiella multidivaricata is the source of this 1470-nucleotide messenger RNA. Its product is annotated as mitochondrial carrier domain-containing protein. The coding region runs from base 467 to 1429 and encodes 320 amino acids. NCBI's taxonomy places the organism in Eukaryota, Fungi, Mortierellomycota, Mortierellomycetes, Mortierellales, Mortierellaceae. The record is from RefSeq and is a predicted model, not a curated record. The transcript is spliced from 9 exons. Gene Ontology annotation, biological process: transport. Gene Ontology annotation, molecular function: transmembrane transporter activity.